UCGCGCGCAGUAGCCAUAGUAACCGGCCAGAGGGGCGCUUAGCAACACGAGAGGAGGAGGCGCAGCAUCAUCUACCGAGAACGAAGGAAAAACAACCGAUGCAUCGACCUUCAUUUCAUCCACACCUGCUGCUGAUGGAGAAAACUGAAUGUGAUAUCGUUUACAUUUUGUUUUGUAAUUAUUAAACACCCUUAAAGGUACAUUCAGCGCUUUUUAUUGUAAAUCUCAAUUGGCGCGAUGAAGUUCGUCGUGGUUUUGGUGUCCGCCGGCCUCCUGGCUUUUCUUGGCGCGGUCAUCUGCAUCAUCGCCAGCGUGUAUUCGCGAUCAUCCGCCGCUGCGCCCCAGGCGCUCUCCGACAACCGCUCGCUCUCACUGCUGGAGCCGCUGCCGGGAUCCGUGGCGCGCGCCGGCCCGCUCGGAGCUCUCCAUGGUGCUGAAUCCUAUGAAGGAGGCGGAUUGGACAUCGGCCUGGAGAUACCGUCGCUCAAUGAAUUGAGCACUGGGGACGUGACUGGGCCGAGUCCCAAGCAGUUCACCCUCGAUCGACUCAUUUGUACCCCUGUUCCCAUCAGUGAUUGCAAAUCGAGGGAUUUGAGACAACAAGCCGAUGACCCGUUUGCCGACGAGGAGGACUGGAGCCUCCGCACCACUGCUGAGGAGCUCCGACAGAUCGUCAUGCAACAAAACGACCAGAUCCUCAUGGACCAGAGGACCAUCACGGAGCUAACCGGGAAACUCACGGAGUGUGAGAACGGACUGGAGGAGAGGACUCUGCACGAGCGGAGUAUGGGAGUGUGGGCGAGCAACCGGCGCCACAUGGCCGGGGAUGAUGUGAGCAGCUCGGUUGCAGUGCAGCUGCAGACGGCGCGGGCUGUGGAGGAACUGGAGAGAGCGAUUCUUCAACUUAAAGAUCGCAUAGAGAAGUUGGAGUUGGAAAUCGGCCCUGCAGCGUUGAACCACACUGAGCACACUGUGAGCACAUUGGGGAGCGUAGUGGUGGGCGAGCCUGGCAGGCCUGUGGAGGAUCUGGAGGGAGAGCUGGAAAAGAAGAUUAGACUGCUGGAGAAGGAGAGGAAGAACCUGCGCAAAGAGACCCAGAGCCACCACCAGCACAUCGACCAGGGACUCAACACCCUGCAAGAGCGUAUUGCAGAGCUGGAACAGAGUCUUACAGAUUACAGUUACCCCCAAGGGUAUAAACUUUCCUUCCCCGUGCGGACUAACUACAUGUAUGGGCUUGUCAGGCGGAAUAUUCCAGAGAUGUACGCCUUCACGGCAUGUCUGUGGCUCAAGCCUGCCGAGAGUGGAAUUGGGACACCAUUUUCCUAUGCUAUACCGGAACAACCCAAUGAAAUUGUCCUGUUGCAGGGAAUUCAUAAUCCUGCAGAACUACUCAUCAAUGAUAAGGUGGCACAGCUGCCUCUAUCUUUGCCGCAGGGCAUCUGGCAGCACAUAUGUGUGAGUUGGACCCUACGGGAUGGAGUUUGGAAAGCAUAUCAAAGCGGAAAGUUGAGAGGACGGGGUGAAGGGUUAUCCGCAUGGCACCCAAUCAAAUCCGGGGGCGUCUUGGUAUUGGGACAGGAACAGGACACCCUUGGUGGGCGGUUUGAUGCAUCCCAGGCUCUUGUUGGGGAGCUUUCAUUAUUUAACCUUUGGGACCGGGUGUUGUCGCCAACAGAAGUGGCCGCUCUGGCGGCUUGCCCAGAAUCGCCGCGGCUGGGGAACGUGGUGCCCUGGACGGACCGAGAUGUGGACGUGUUUGGUGGGGCUGUCAAGGACCAUGUGGACCCCUGUAUUCAGAGCUCCCAUCCCCGGCAAUGAACGGGACCAUACCUUUCUUUUUUAAGGAGGUGGUAAAUAAGAAAAAAAAGGCUUGAAAUGUAUGACAAUUGUGCUGUGGUCCCGGUCUAGUUAAAGAAUGUAUUUACCGUAGAGCUACACUCUCUCUGAGUGUCCGUUUCUGCAGGGAAGGGAUUUGUCUGUGUGUGUGUGAUUGUGUUCGUUCGGAUAGAGCUGCUGCCGAUGGCUUUUAAAGGCCUGUUUGUGUCUCGUGUUGCUUGUGUUAUUUCAUGCCCUUCUUCUUAAAGCAUUACCGCACAGUGGUCCCUUCAUAUUUAGAGAAUGUUUUAAUAAGAUGGAUGUGGCUCAUUAUCACAGCACUUGUCUUGCUCUUGUUUCAUUAUUUGUGUAAAGUGGAGCUUUCGCUUCUUUCCCAGAGCAGCCUUUUGCUUACUUGUUUUUAUUACACUGCUUUUUCAGUCCGGCAGCA
Molecule: messenger RNA, 2269 nt
Organism: Rhinichthys klamathensis goyatoka
Lineage: Eukaryota; Metazoa; Chordata; Actinopteri; Cypriniformes; Leuciscidae
Gene: nptxrb
Product: neuronal pentraxin receptor b
Exons: 5
Coding region: 238-1821 (527 amino acids)
Source: RefSeq, a predicted model, not a curated record